GUCACAUCAUACUGCGCACAUCCAUUUAGACUGUAGCUCCGUUAUGGUGAAAACUCUCCAUAGCAAACAGAUGCGCCCACCUGAUCUGUGGGAAUGAAUUUAGGAAUUUUAACAGUUUUCGUUAUUAUUUCCUCUACUGUUACCAAGUUGCUAGACGCUAUGUGGCAAGAAAAGUCCUGGGAUUCCACCCUAAACUCCUGGUGGCAUUACAAAGAAGGUGUAAUUGGAGGUCCGAGUCACUGGGGGCAGAUGGCUUUCAUGGCUAUUACUAAUGACAUUUGGUCUAUUUGCUAUCAAGGGAAAAUGCAAUCACCAAUCAACAUCUCUACAAGACAUCUAGUAUUUGAUACUAAUUUGGAGCCUUUAAAAAUACUAGGCCUAGAUAAACAGAUAGACGUGGAGAUAGUAAAUACUGGACAAGAUUUACAAUUGAAAAUUCUUGAUUCAACAACAUUGAUUGUAUUCAGUGAAGGACCGUUGGUAUACGAUUACAGACUAUUUGGUGUGAUUAUAAAAUUUGGUUCAAGGUCAGAUCGUGGUUCAGAUCAUCAAAUUGAUGGUGUUGCUUUUCCAGCUGAGCUGCAAUUGUAUGCAUUCAAUUACAUUUUAUAUCCAAAUUUUUCAGUUGCACUAUCCAAACCAAAUGGGUUGGCUGCGUUGUCUAUUUUUUGUCAAAUUGGUGAUCAGUCAUCAGCUGAUUUAGAAGCUAUAAUUUCAAUGGCGGAUCAGGUGCAAUUAAAAGGGCAGUAUAAGAAGCUUCACGGUUUGUUAUUGAAUGCAAUAAUUCCUUCCACUGCUCAAUAUAUGACCUAUCAUGGUUCCUUACCCUUUCCUGCUUGUUAUGAAACAGUCACUUGGAUUAUACUCAACCAACCAGUUAUAAUCACAGAAACACAGUUAAAAUCUCUCCGUCAACUUCGAAUCUCUUCAUUUCGAGAAUCUGGUAGAAUGGCCGAUAAUUAUCGAACGAUUCAGAAACUGAACAAUCGUUCGGUAAGGACAAAUAUCGACUUCAUGCAAACUCAACCAUACUGUUCAAUGCAAUCUGGAAGAACUUAUAUUGCUUCAAUAGCAUCAACGAAAACUCUAGAAAACUAAAACGUUUAGUCAUUACAUGAUUUGUUCGUACAUGUGAAUGCGUUCAUUUCAAAGCGUU
Messenger RNA from Schistosoma turkestanicum, 1156 nucleotides. The record is from the annotation of a GenBank genome assembly. NCBI's taxonomy places the organism in Eukaryota, Metazoa, Platyhelminthes, Trematoda, Strigeidida, Schistosomatidae.